This is a messenger RNA of Cannabis sativa, 1614 nucleotides long. RefSeq names its product LEAF RUST 10 DISEASE-RESISTANCE LOCUS RECEPTOR-LIKE PROTEIN KINASE-like 2.4. The transcript has 3 exons. Gene Ontology annotation, biological process: protein phosphorylation. Bases 148 to 1239 code for a protein of 363 amino acids. The record is from RefSeq and is a predicted model, not a curated record. Lineage: Eukaryota; Viridiplantae; Streptophyta; Magnoliopsida; Rosales; Cannabaceae. Gene Ontology annotation, molecular function: protein kinase activity; ATP binding.
AUUGGGAAUGAGAGAUGUGGUGAGGCAUGGGUUCUUGGUUAGUUGGUUAGCUAGUAACUGUAGUUUAUGCUACAAUAGUGGUGGGAGGUGUGGUUUCUUUUGGGAUAUUUAUCAUUUUAAGUGCUUCUGCCCAAGGAGAGAAAAGAGAUGCAUGGAUUCGGACUAGGAAUUGGACUUGCACUAGGUGGAAUAGUAAUUAUUGUGAGUGUACUACUCCUAACCCACACACUAUGGAAGAGGCACCAAACUAAUGAAAACGUUGAGGCCUUCCUUAAUAACUAUGGCCCCAUUCAAGUUAGAAGGUAUAGUUAUUCCAAAAUUAAGAAAAUGACAAACUCAUUCACUCAAAAAUUAGGCCAAGGAGGCUUUGGUGAUGUCUACAAAGGAAUCUUAGAUGAUGGCUCUUUUGUUGCAGUGAAGGUUUUGAACCAAUCCAAAAGUAGAGAUGGGCAAGAUUUCAUGAAUGAGGUAGCAACCAUAAGCAGAACUUCCCAUGUCAAUAUUGUUACUUUAUUGGGUUUUUGUUUCGAAGGUUCUAAAAGAGCUCUAAUAUACGAGUUCAUGCCCAAUGGAUCUCUUGAGAAAUUUAUAUUUGAUGACAAUACAACUAAUGAAAACAUUCAUCAGUUGGAUUGGGAAACUUACUAUCAAAUCUCACUCGGCAUUGCCAGAGGACUCGAGUAUCUACAUCGCGGUUGCAACACAAGAAUUUUACAUUUCGACAUCAAACCUCAUAAUAUUCUUCUUGAUGUUGGUUUUGUUCCCAAAAUUUCGGAUUUUGGCUUGGCCAAAAUCUGUAAAACAGACGAAAGUCGUGUUUCAAUGUUAGGUCCAAGAGGGACGGUUGGAUACAUUGCACCUGAAGUUUUUAAUAGAAAUUUUGGAAAUGUGUCACAUAAAUCUGAUGUCUACAGUUAUGGAAUGAUGAUCUUGGAAAUGAUAGGAGGAAGAUCGAAUAUUAAUGUUCAAGUUAAUAAUACAAGUGAGAUAUAUUUCCCACAUUGGAUAUAUAAACACCUUGAAUUAGAUGAGAAUCUUGAAUUAAAGAGAAUUGUUAAUGAAGAAGAUGGUGUGAAAGUGAAGAAGAUGAUAAUAGUAAGCUUGUGGUGUAUUCAGACCAAUCCUUCAAAUCGACCAAUUAUGAGUCGAGUUAUUGAAAUGUUGGAAGGGAGUGUGGAUUCAUUGGAAAUUCCACCCAAACCAUUUUUGUAUUCGCCUUCAAGAUCACCACUCCUAUAAUCUUCUCAAACAUUUGUAUAACUGAACAUACUUGUGUUAAUAGUUUCAAUACGAAUAUAUGCAUUAGAUAUUGUUGGAAAUUUUCUCAUUGCACUUUGAAUAAGAGGAUUUCAAUACUUGUGGUAUAUUUUUUUUAACAAUGUAUCAUCAAUUUGACAUUUCAUUAGAGAUUUUCUUAGAUCUACUAAAUAAAAAAUAAUUUUUCUCCCUAUGUUAAUUGUUUAGUAGAUGGAUUGAGAGGAAGAUGAAUGUAGAAUCUACAAUGGACAGAGAGAAUAGUAAAUCUGAUUUAUGUUGUUUGUAAUAGUAAUAAAGGUAGAAAGAUGGAGAGAAAGUUAAUUAUUAAAACUACCACAGUAUCAUUUUUAGUAGAGU